AUGGACCAAGGCGCCCACCACGACCCGGCCUCGUCGACCGCCACUAUGACCGAGCAGCUCAAGCGCAAGCGGAGCCCGUCGCAUGAUGCCGCUGCGCAAGCUCCUCCCGCGCCGCCGCCCAAGACGGCCAAAACAUCCAACCACCUCCAGAUCAACUACCUUGCCCGCCAGUACACCGAGGACCUGCCCUUGAUCUCCGGCGACGACACGCUGCCCAACACCCUGCAGCUGCUGGGCGAGUACCAGGGCGUGCUCGAUCGCCAUGAGAGCAUGGCCUGCAACCUCGGCGCGCGCCCGCUGGGCCCCAUCCUCAUCAAGCGCUUCGAGCGCCUGUUCGACGGCCCGCCCAAGGUGCUCAAGUCGCAUGGCAAGGACCCUGCCCACGUCACCUGGCUCGACGUCGUCGAGUUUGCGCGCAACAAGCCCGAGCAGUUCACGCUCGCCCAGAUGAGCGAGGGAGUGCGCGUCUGCCAAUUCUACACCAAGCAAUGCCGCGUACAGAUCAGCGAGGAGGACUUUGUGUUGAUCAGCAGCGGCAUUCCGCAGAAAAUGAUCCCGCCCCAGCCAAUUAUCGAGGAUGAGGAGAAGGAGCUUGGCACACUGGAGAUUCUGGAGAAAAACCUCGGACAGAUAUGCCAGCUAGCAGACCAAGUUGCCGCACGCACCCGCCAAUUGAACCACCGUCUGAAAGGCCGCAAACAGGCCAUCCUCGACCGCCGAGCCACAAACAGCCCCGCCGCCGUCCGCGCGUCCAGCCCUUCCAAUGUCGCCCUCAUGAACGGACUCGGCCCAAACGCGAAUGCCACCCUGGCUGCUCUGUCCAAAUCGCCCUCGGGAGGCUUCGUUGCAGUCAAUUCGCGGCCGCCCGUCGAGCAUGACUCGACUCGGAACGGCGCGUCUUCUGCCACUCACAGCGAGCUCAUGAACAAAUUCUCGACCAUCAAUAAUCGCAGCAGGACGCAUGGCUCGAAUGGCGACCAGAUCCGCCGCGGCUCCAGUGCUAGCCAAUACUCGGCCGGCGGAUCGGCUUCGGGGAGCAAACCGAACGCCCGCCCACCCGCCAACACCUCUGGCGGCCCAAACGGUCUUCCGUAUAGCGACAGCGAAUACGCUCAACUCCUCCUUUCCACCACGUCUCCGGUUCCCAUUCCGAGCACGCCUUCGCAACUCCUGCCCUCGCACGGCGCGCGACCGGGUUCUCAGCACCCUCCGACCGCGGAGAAGGACGAUGGCGGCCCCUUCAAGGCCGAGAUGGUUGCCCGGAUGGAAGGGCUCUCGAAAGGGGAGAGAAUCCUGCCGCCGUGUGACCGUUGUCGAAGACUUCACAUGGACUGUUUGAAGAAUCUGACGGCUUGCAUGGGUUGCACCAAGAAGCACGCGAAGUGCUCCUGGAAGGAAGUGCGGGAGCCGGAACUCCGCAUGACCCAACCCCCUCCCGAAGGCGAGGCGACCCACUCGGACAUCGAAAUGGGAGGCUACCCCGGCGGCAUGAUGAGACAAAACCUCGCGAGCCCGGCCUCGGCCUCGCCCUCCGCAUCAGUCGGCUCCGUCGGCGGCGGCGGCCACACCACGGAAGCCAGGGCUGGCGGGCCGGACCCGAACGCCGGCCACCUGACGCCCGGGCAGGCCCACGCCGAGCUCCCCAGACAACACGAGGGCCGCCUCUCAAUCGGCGGCGGCGGCGCCCCAGAAGCGCGCAUGGACGACCGCCCCCCGCGCGAGCCGGAGCAUCCCCCACCGCCCACCCACAGCCACGCCCACCACGAGCAGCAGCAGCAGCAACAACAACAUCAGCAGGCCCACAGCCACAUGCACGAUCGGCGCGGCGAUGCCGAAGCAGCAGCAGCAGCAGCAGCAGCACAUGCAGCACAACAUGCAGCGCAUCCCGAACGGCACCACCAGGAGCAACCGCCACCACAUCAAUCGGACCUGCAAUCACUCGUCGCAUGA
Messenger RNA from Diplodia corticola, 1950 nucleotides. RefSeq names its product c6 finger domain protein. NCBI's taxonomy places the organism in Eukaryota, Fungi, Ascomycota, Dothideomycetes, Botryosphaeriales, Botryosphaeriaceae. Gene Ontology annotation, biological process: regulation of DNA-templated transcription. Bases 1 to 1950 code for a protein of 649 amino acids. The record is from RefSeq and is a predicted model, not a curated record. The transcript is spliced from 2 exons. Gene Ontology annotation, molecular function: zinc ion binding; DNA-binding transcription factor activity, RNA polymerase II-specific.